This is a messenger RNA of Drosophila hydei, 1345 nucleotides long. RefSeq lists its product as uncharacterized. The transcript is spliced from 4 exons. The record is from RefSeq and is a predicted model, not a curated record. The coding region runs from base 63 to 1283 and encodes 406 amino acids. NCBI's taxonomy places the organism in Eukaryota, Metazoa, Arthropoda, Insecta, Diptera, Drosophilidae.
UAUCAGGCUCAAUUACGCGAAAACCUCUCUGUUGACAUCACGUCCACAGAUCCUAAUAUUAAAUGUCGACCGUAAAUGCGCCGGAAUGGGUAAAUCAACAACUUUUCAGUGAUUUACUGAAACACAAUUGCAGUGAGUUUGAUGAGAUACAAAAGUUUGAAGUGACCGCCGCGAUCAGUGGAGGGGAAAAUUAUAUGACGAUAGUGCUGAGAAUCGGCGUUGAGUUCAGAUUGAAAGAUGACAGCUGCAAUAAUGAGAGUUACAUACUGAAAAUUCCAUUGGUCAAUGAUCGUGGCGAUCAGCACAAUUUUCAUGAAUUGUUCGUCGUUGAGAGUGAUAUGUACGAGCGUCUAGUACCCGAGCUAGGGCAACUGUAUGCCAAGCAUACAAAUCUCUCUGUCAGAUUUAAGCCAGCUCAUCUGAAGUUCAUAGAAAACCCACCCAACUGCGACUACAUAUUGAUGGAAGAUCUGCGUAAGCAAGGGUAUAUAAAUCUGGAGCGUAUGGUGGGCCUCGGCCAAACCGAAAUCAAGGCCGUGCUUAAGAAGUUAGCUCAAUGGCAUGCAGCCUCCGCUCAGAGAGUCGUCGAACUGGGCGACUACGAUGAAAAGUAUCAGAAAAGUUAUAUGUCAGAGCCAGAAUGGGUCAAGCAUAUGAACUUAGCAUUUAAUGGUCCCUUCUUGGAGUAUAUGCAGCAGCUAUAUGAACUGGAGCCAAGUCAACAACUGUUGGUUACCAACUACACGGAACGCCUGAAUGACCUAUAUUUGGAGUUUGGCCGCGUAAAAAAAUCCGAGUUUAAUGUGCUGAACCAUGGGGAUUUCUGGUGCAAUAAUUUUCUGUUCAAGCUGAAUGGUGGGAAUAUCCAGGACAUUUGUUUUGUUGAUUUUCAAGUGCCAAAAUAUGGCACACCGGCUCAGGACUUGUUCUCCCUGUUGAUGACAACUCCCAAUAUACAGAUUAAAUUAAAGAAAUUUGAUGAUUUCAUAGAGUUUUAUUUUGAUGAGCUUAUUGCGCAUCUGAAGCUGUUCAAAUAUGCUAACAAACUGCCUACCUUAACGGAAUUGCAUAAGAAUCUACGCAGUUAUAGUCUCUGGGCAUUUGUGUGCGCUCAACGAAUGCUGCCUGUAACUCUCUUACCCCCCACUCCCGAUGCCAAUACUACGAAGUUUGAGGGCGACUCGGCUGUGGACUUUAAGCAUAAAAUGUUCACAAAUCCCAGCUAUAUAAAGCAAAUCAAGCUUAUACUACCUUGGCUUAUUGAAAGAGGCUAUAUCAACUAAAUGCAAAGAUGAAGAUAAUGUCAAAGUAAAGAGCUUUUCUUACAUACCAAACUACAUAAUAA